This is a messenger RNA of Portunus trituberculatus (swimming crab), 2245 nucleotides long. RefSeq names its product ADP-ribosylation factor GTPase-activating protein 1-like (gene ArfGAP1). The record is from RefSeq and is a predicted model, not a curated record. Gene Ontology annotation, cellular component: Golgi membrane. Gene Ontology annotation, biological process: regulation of ARF protein signal transduction; regulation of endocytosis. Gene Ontology annotation, molecular function: GTPase activator activity. The transcript is spliced from 13 exons. Bases 80 to 1591 code for a protein of 503 amino acids. Lineage: Eukaryota; Metazoa; Arthropoda; Malacostraca; Decapoda; Portunidae.
UCGCUUGAAUGUUCAGCUGUCAGUAAACAAUCUGUGUUGGCUGUUGGCAGUCUGGCGGUGAGUGUUGCGGCUAGGGAACAUGGCCAGUCCCAGGACGAGGCGAGCCUUGGCGGAAAUCAAACCGAGAGAUGAGAAUAGCCAAUGUUUUGAGUGUGGAACCCAUAAUCCCCAGUGGGCAUCAGUUACCUAUGGCAUUUGGAUAUGCCUGGAGUGUUCAGGGAAGCACCGUGGCCUUGGGGUUCACCUCUCCUUUGUGCGCUCCAUCACCAUGGAUAAGUGGAAAGAUAAUGAGCUGGAGAAAAUGAAAAUUGGAGGGAACAGGAGAGCCAAAGAGUUUCUGAAGAGCCAAUCUGACUAUGACCACUAUGCUCCCCUACAACAGAAGUAUAACACGAAGGCAGCUGCUUUGUACAGAGAUAAGAUCUCAGCAAUGGCGCAAGGCAAACCGUGGAGUAUAGAAAGUGCAUCAGCUGCUGCCCGCAACAUACCAAGCAUCCCCAAGUCUACCUCAACGCCUGCUUUUAAGUCCUCUGGGCAGAACAUGUAUGCUUCCAGUGGAGGGGGAGGGUACCAGGAUAUGCAGUUUGGAGGGUACCAGAGUGGUGGUGGCUAUCAGGACCCCAGCAUCAAGAGCCAGACUGAGGCUUUCUUUAGCAGGAUUCAGGAAGAAAAUGCUUCCCGUCCAGAUGGUUUGCCACCAUCCCAAGGUGGUCGCUACUCAGGCUUUGGCAACUGUCCCAACCCUCCCCCAAAGAGUUCUUCCACUGAGUUCUUUGACACUGCUGUGUCUUCUCUCUCCUCGGGAUGGUCAUUGCUGUCACUAGGAGCCAGUAAAGUAGCAGGGAAGGCUGUGGAAUACUCCGCCAUUGCCAGUGAAAAAGCCACUGAGUACGGCCAGAACAUCUCAGAAAAGAUCCGUGAAGGGAAACUGAUGGAGGAAAUCUCAUCCCAGGCUACUGUCAUUGGAUCAAGGUCACUGGAUGGAAUUUCUAACACUAUCUCUGCUCUGGCUGGAGUGGAGAUUGGGGGAGAGGAACAGCAGAUGGAGGUGAGUGAGGUGUCCCGUCGAGGAUGGAAUGAAGCUUCCCGAGCCUGGGGCAGUGGUGGUACAGGGAUGGGAAGCCUCACAGGGAGUUCUGGAGGACCUCAUGAGCGCUCAUCUCUCUUGCUGGGCCCUGGUGAUGGUUACCAACGACUAGACAACAACAGUGGAACCAGUGUGAACACUUCUGACCCAGACAGCAGCGGUGGUGAUGGCCAUGGUGGUGAUGAAAAAGCAGAGGGUGAAAGUUGCAGUGUGGAGGCAAAUGAUGGCUGGGGUGAUGACACAUGGACCAGCGACUGGGGUAACAACAGCCAACCAAACUCACCAGGACAGACCAAACUGAGCUCAACAGAGACCUCUCCUAAUUCUCGAGUUUCCAAGAAGAAUGCCAGCAAUGCUACAAAGAAGAACAGGAGCUCAACUAAAAAGGAAGGGAAGGCUGAACAAGAGUUGUUGGUAGAUGUGGGGAGUGGUGGCAGUGGCAGUGGCAAGGGUCACACCUGGGACAACUGGGAUGAUGACUGGGAGAAAGUUGAUGCCCAGUGACCUUCCAGUUAACACAUGCCAAGUGCAGUUGAGGAUGUUGAAUGAAGCAAGAACAUUUUAAAGUAGAUUCUAAAGUGAUGAAUGAGUUUCUUGAACUUUUUACUAGACACAGUCUUUUGAAUGAAUUCCAAAUUCAUUUAGAAUAUAUAUUAUUUUUUUAUAUUCAUGGAGAGGAAGAAUCUAGUAUUAAUGGUAUUUAGAUGAAAGGAUGAAACAUUAAUAAUAGCUGAUUUCAUACAGUGAAAUCUUUCAGCAGUACAGAGUUAUUUUGAUCAUUAUCAGAUAAUUGGAUGUAGCAAAUCUGCAUUGAAUACAGUGACACAGUUUUAUGACUAAUCAUGAUCAAAAGACUGUUGUAGUGUUUGUGUGCUCCUGUGAUGAGGGCAGCCUAGCAGAGCGAGCAGCAGUGUGUGGAUGUCCCAGAAGAAGAAUGUAUAUUGCACAUAGUAAUAUUUUUGUUAUUAAGACAUUGUUUGUAGAUUUUUUAAACGAAUCAUAAAAUUUAUGGGUAUGGUGCAAUUUCAUAUAAUAAGUUGUAGCUUAAAAAAACAUAUUAAUAUAUAUAUAUAAAAAGUUAUUGAAAAAUAUGUUGUAUAUCCUCUUUAUGAUUAUAAAUGAGCCAGCAAAUAUAAGUUACGACCAGUAGUAUUUUAA